Trichobilharzia regenti is the source of this 3769-nucleotide messenger RNA. NCBI's taxonomy places the organism in Eukaryota, Metazoa, Platyhelminthes, Trematoda, Strigeidida, Schistosomatidae. The record is from the annotation of a GenBank genome assembly.
ACACUCACAUAGAUUUUCUAUGAAAUAGAAUAUUAUUUCUGAUGUAAUCAUUUCUUCGAUCGUCAUAAUAAAAAAUAAUACAAUACUUGUGUGUUGGUUGGUACUCAUCUUACCAGUUCAUCGAAUACAUACAUACUUGGAAGGAUCAUCUAUCAGUCACUAAAAUAAUAUCUCUACAAUUUCAUCAUUAAUAAAUAAUUCACUAUCUAUCUAUCUAUGUAUCCUUGUAUAAUUCUUAUCAAUCAAAUAGAUUGGAUUACAAUGCUUCUCAUUUAGAGAAAUAGAAGUUGUUGUUUUUUAUAUUUUAAGAAGAGUAUUAACUUACUACUUAUAUAGAAAAUAGACAAAAAAGAUAAAUAAAUAAUUAAACAAAAGGAUAUCAUAAUGCACAAAGUGGUCAACUUUCAGAAUACCGCUUAUAUUAAUCAGCCUCACCAUCAUCAUCAUCGACAACAACAACCAGAACAGGAGAAUGGUGAGUUGAACACCACUCGACCAGCCUACAUCAAUACACCAAAUCUAUACACCACUGACAGUCAUCGUGUAGAUACUACUAUCAAUGCUACUAACACUCCUAUAAUUACAACUACCUCUACGAGUACUACUAUUAUUAAUAAUAAUAAUGAUAAUGAUACUUUGGUCAAUAUCAAUUUACCCCUGGAGAUUAACACUUCAAAUAAUGAAUUAUUUUGUAAUAAUAAUAAUAAUAAUGAUAAUAAAGCAUUUGAGUAUACUCCAUUCCAGCCGUUGACUACAUUGAAUUAUUUAAAUGAAUUUACUACUACUACUGCUCCUACAAAUCAGUGUGUUUCGUAUCCAACGAGCUCUCUUCAACAUCACUUACAACAGAAUACUUUCAAUUAUGAUUAUGGACAAUAUAGUAAUGAUAGUUAUUAUAGUCAACAACAAACUGCAUUAACUGCACAUAUUCAUACUACUCACAAGAAUGAUUAUAUCAGUAGUAGUUGUAGUAGUAGCAGUUGUGGUGGUGGGGGUGGUGCUGGUGUUGGAGGUGAUCCUAUGUCUUUGUCUUCUACAUUAACUUCAGUGAUUAAUAAUAAUAAUAAUAAUAUUAAUACUAGGAGGACUACAGAAACUCGCACUUCUACAACGCCUAUUCCUAGUACUACUUCUACUAUUAUUACUACUACUAACAAUGAUAAAAGUAGUGAUAACAACAAUAAUAAUAAUAGUGGAACAAAUAGUUUCUUUUUUAAUGAAGUCCAAAUUAUUUGUAUUUGUGAAACACUCCAGCAACGUGGUGAUAUUGAACGACUGGAGAUAUUUUUACAAACUUUACCAAAAUGGAAUACACACAUUCACUAUCUGGAGUGUAUCCAAGUGGCGAAAGCAAUUAUUGCAUUUCAUCAUGAACAGUAUACCCAAUUAUAUCAUAUUCUUGAAAGUCGUAAUUUCUCCCCGGCAUAUCAUACACGCCUGCAAAAUUUAUGGUUACGUGCACAUUAUGCUGAAGAAGAAAAAUUAAAGGGGAGGACAUUAGGUGCUGUAGCUAAAUAUCGUAUUAGGCGUAAAUUUCCACUUCCGCAUACAAUAUGGGAUGGUGAAGAGACAAGUUAUUGUUUUAAAGAGAAAUCACGUAAUCUCUUAAGAGAAUGGUAUCAUCAAAAUGCUUAUCCAUCACCAAGAGAUAAACGUCAACUAGCUGAGAUUACAGGCUUGACAAUAACACAAGUAUCGAAUUGGUUUAAAAAUCGUAGACAACGUGAUCGAGCAACGGAUACAACAACAGGGAAUGUAACUCCGCCAACAAUAACUAUGACAACAUCACCACCAAUAAUAACAACAACAACAACAACGGCAACAACAAUGAUGACGAAUUCAUCGCCCACGUCAACUAUUACACUAAUGUCUACAAGUAUACCAAUGUCUGGAGUACCAUCGUCAGCAUUAGGUUUGUCAAGUAGAGGAAUUAUGAUGCAAGCAGAUAUAAAUGAAUGCGAUUCAUGUGUUGAAUUACAUACAGAAAGGAAUAGAAGCAAUGAAACUGUGGAGAAAAUAAACAAUGAAACAUAUGGAGGAAUCGAUUCAGAAUCUGAAGGUGAUCCUUUAGCAUAUAGAUACAGCUCAAGUGGGAGCAACCACCUUCAUCAUCUUCAUCCUAAUCAAUAUCAGAAUGUCCGACAACUCACAUCAAUGGAUUCUAUGUCAAAUCCGCUGAUUACUGACGACAGGAUCACGGAUCAUUCAAAAAUGAAUCAGUUCAUUAUUGACGAAUUAAAUACAAUGAAACAUAUGAAUAAUAAAAAUAUAUCUAACAAUUCGAUGAACAGGCAAUACUAUAAUCCCCAGCUAACGAACAAUAAUUUCCAAUCACAAGGUCAACUUAACAAUUAUUUCCGUCUUCAAGAUUUCCCAACAUUUUCUCAUAAUAGUAACAAUAACAAUGGUAAUAGUUUGAAUGAAAUACCAACAAUUAUCAAUAGACAACCUAUCAAUUCAAAUUAUCCGCUAACACAUUCAAUGUCCAAUAGUAACGAAAAGACAAGAUUUGAACAAGAAACCAUUCAACCAAUGAAUCCAUUCUUAUCUUAUGUUGUACAUGAUUAUGAGAAAAGUGUUUUAAAUUUAAUGUCACAAGAAUUAGGCAACACUAUGCCCACUUCAUCAUAUCCAUCGAAUACAAUAAAGUUAUUGCCAACAUCGAAUUCAUCUUCAUUCAGUUUAAAUGAUAAUCAUGUUAAUUUAAACAAGAAAACAUGUUCAUGGAUAAAUUAUCCUAUAAACGAAGGUGGAUAUGACGAAAGCUGUGUAAAUUAUACGCUCAGUAAUAACAACAAUAAUAUAAAUUCUGUAAUUCCUUCCAUUUUAACCACACACUCAGUAUUAAAUAACUCACCAUCACAGAUGACAACAGUGCAUAACACACUAGUAUGGUCUACAAAUCAAGACGUUAAGCACACGAGAGCUUCUUCAUUCAUCCCUCAAAAUUAUCCUUCAACAAUUGAUGAAAGCUCAUGUGAUGAAAGUUUAAGUGAUGAUAACAAUAAUAAUAAUAAUACUAAUCCCAACAGUAGUAAUCAUCAGUACUAUCAGUCACAUAUGUUAUAUCCUCCACAAUUAAAUUCAUUUAAUCCAUAUAUUCAAACCUCUUCAAUUAAACCACCCACUGGCAUAAUAUCACAUAAUAAUAAUAAUAAUAAUAUUGAUUAUUUUAAUGAAAAAAUCGAUUUAACCAAUUUAAAUUCAAGGAUUCAAUAUCCUAUUGACAAUGAUACUAUUGAAAAUCAGACUAAUUUAACGCCAUUAGUAAAACAAACUGUAAAUCAUAAUGAUUUCAAUAAUAGUAAUAUCACUACUACUACUACUACUACCGCGCAAUUCAAUAUUGAAGGUAACACUACUUUUUCAAAUUGUACACAUGAUCAAACAUUUCGACAAUGGUUGAAUGAUUCCCUGACAGUAAGCCAAGUGAAUCAUUGCACAGAUAAUUGUCGUAUACCUGUUCUUCUAUGCCCGAGAAGUAUGUAAUUAUUGUUGUAAUAUUGUGUGUAGAAAUAUAUUUUUUUCUUCUUCUGAAAACGAUGUAUCUAUUGAUUUUAUUGUGAUUUAUUUUCCUCACCUGAACAAUGAGUAAUAAAUAACUUUCCACCGCCUAUACUUUUGAAAGCAUUAAAAUAUUCGUCGUUUGAACGGUCUUUCUUGUAUCUUGUACAAUAAAUGUUGUCACAAUCACAUUACUAUUUAUUGUUAUUUAGAUUGUAAGAGUAAAAAAAACAAAUGAGAUAUUUAUGCACUAUAGUUUCAUAAA